Molecule: messenger RNA, 1388 nt
Organism: Closterium sp. NIES-67
Lineage: Eukaryota; Viridiplantae; Streptophyta; Zygnematophyceae; Desmidiales; Closteriaceae
Source: the annotation of a GenBank genome assembly
UCAGGUCACCAACCUCCGCGCUCAGUAUCUCCUCUUUUGAUCGACAUCAGCGAGAUGCUUCACGCGUUGAACCUACCUUCGCAUUCGAGCGUUCCCUCCACGUGUAAACGCAUUGCACACAAAGCCGGCUUUAGCUCUACGCCUAACCUCGCUCCUUUGACGUGGGUUCAGGCAGAAACUGAGGCCAAAUCACGAGGAUUCAUCUCGAUCGUCCAGGCUCCCCGGGCUCAAUCAUGGCCGUGGGGCCCUCCGCCUUCGAAAAAACACGAUGUAGAAAGAUCCGUCACAGACGGAUCCGCUAUAAUCACUGAGCAUGCGGUACUUGAACCAAAUCUCGCUAAUCCCACUGAAUUUCAUCUUUCGCAAGGGAGGCAGCAGCCCGCAGAAGCGACUCCAGUCCGAAGUGCCACAAGGGAUGCUGCUGGAAAUGCCACUUCUGGUCUGGCGGAAGGCAAUGCAAACAGACCAGCAGCUGCCGGGAGUCGUGUGAUAGUAGGCUCGGCAGGAAUUGGGGCCCGAUCAGAAUCUGUUCAAUCAGGAUCAGACCAAUCAGAAUCUGUCCAAUCAGGAUCAGCUGAAGCAGUGGGGAAUAAUGGGGUUGGGGGGGUUCGCAGAAGAAAGAAAAAGCAGGCAGCGUCGGAGAAGCAGGCGACCACUGAUUCAGGAGCCGACUACGUGACUAGUGUUGAGUCUCCUAACAACGGGCGCAAAAUCUCGACAGCAUCAGACGUGAACCAGCGGCUGAUCUCGAGCGCUGCGUCGCAGCCGUUGGAUGAUUCCGCAUCCGCUUCUCAGCCGUUGGAUGUGUCGGAUCCUAGGGUUUGGCUCCCUCCGCCGCCAGACGUGCCCAGGCCUCGAGCGACGCAUAAUGCUGCCAUGCUGGCGUAUAUCGGCGAUGGAAUCUAUGAGCUAUAUGCGAGGCGUCACUUCCUGAACCCGCCAUCUGCUAUUGCCACGUACUGCCAACGAGUCACGGCUGUUGUCUGCUGUGAGGCCCAGGAUGCCUUGUUGCGGCGACUUAUCAACACAAAGACCCUCACAGAGGACGAAAGGGAUGUGGUGCGGUGGGGGCGCAACGCCUCAACAGGUGCUCGCAAGGCCAAGGGGAGAGCCGGAUCCACAGUUUAUGCCAACGCUACUGCGCUAGAAACACUUAUAGGCUUUCUCUACCUGACCAACCCGUCCCGCUUGGAGCACCUAAUGAACGGACUAGGCUUUGUCUGUGAUGCUUCGGAUCUACGACUUCCGUCCCAUGGAAAGAGCUAGCAGCGUUGGGUCAUUAUUAUGGUCGUGCUACCAUAAUCGGAAGUUACCCGGUGUGCUUAUUUUUAUGAAGAAUUAUUUGUUAUUAACUACAUGUAUUGUACUACUGGAUGUUAAAUUACGGA